This is a messenger RNA of Capsella rubella, 1904 nucleotides long. Its product is annotated as RNA-binding protein 25. Gene Ontology annotation, molecular function: zinc ion binding; nucleic acid binding. The record is from RefSeq and is a predicted model, not a curated record. Lineage: Eukaryota; Viridiplantae; Streptophyta; Magnoliopsida; Brassicales; Brassicaceae. The transcript is spliced from 6 exons. The coding region runs from base 87 to 1520 and encodes 477 amino acids.
UCGAACCCUAAUAGCAAAUUUGUCUCGUCCAGCAUCUUCUUCUCGUUUUCGAGAAAUUGGGUCGCCAUUGAUUCGAACCUCGCAAGAUGGAAAGCACUAGAUCGGACCCAGAGCUUGAUGAUGACUUUAGUGAAAUCUACAAGGAGUAUACUGGUCCUGUGACUACUGUCACCAACACUAUCCAAGACAAAGACAAACCUAUUAAACAACGGUCUGAAGAAAGAUGUGAUGAAGAAGGUCAACAACCUGACCCCAAUUCUGUGCCAACUGAUUUCACUAGCCGAGAAGCUAAGGUUUGGGAGGCUAAAUCGAAAGCUACUGAGAGGAAUUGGAAGAAGAGGAAAGAAGAAGAAAUGAUCUGUAAGAUAUGUGGGGAGUCUGGUCAUUUCACUCAGGGAUGUCCAUCAACACUUGGUGCCAACAGGAAGUCUCAAGAAUUCUUUGAAAGGGUACCGGCUAGGGACAAGAAUGUGAGAGUUUUGUUUACGGAGAAAGUUAUGGAAGGUAUUGAAAGGGAGACCGGCUGCAAGAUUAAAAUGGAUGACAAGUUCAUAAUUGUCAGUGGCAAAGACAGAUUAAUCUUGAGGAAAGGUGUUGAUGCUGUUCACAAGGUUAAGGAGGAUGGUGAGAUGAAAAGCUCUUCUGCUCCUCACAGGAGCAGAUCCAGGUCACCUAGGCGAACAUCUGUUGGUCCACCGCGUGCUCGAAACUCUGAACCUCAAGUACAGCACCCGCCAUCACAUGGUUCAUCAAGUUUCUCAGAGCGCUCUGGAAGGCAAGAUAAGUUUGUGGAUAAUCGUGUGCGUGAAGAAAAUCGUGUUCGUGAGAAUCAGCGAAAUGUUUACCGAGGAUCACCACAAGCUUAUGGUAGUGACAGAGCUCGGAGUCGUUCCACACAUUCAAAAUCUCCUGGGAGACCACGUUAUAGUGGAUGGGAUAAACCGUAUGACAGGCAAAAGCCUGAGGUGAGUGGUUAUAGGUCUGAAAGAUGGGAUCAAGAGAGAAUGGGUGGCUCCAGCGACAUUCAGGUGAGUCAACAGUUUGAACGCCCUCCUUUCCCACAGACGUUAGAGGAACUAGAAUUGGAAUAUACGAGGGAUGCAAUGGAGCUUGAAAAGAAACGGGAUAAGGAAGAAGAUGAGGAGAACAUCAAGCAUCGUGAGACAAUCCGGGAACUGAGAGAGAGUUACAUGAAGAAACUGGCUGGGCUAAGGGGUAUGAAUGCUAAACAAUGGGAUGAGUUCCUUCAAUUGGAUGCUCAAAGACGUCAACAGCAAGCACGGCAGCAAAUUUCUGGUCUGAGUUAUGGUAACUAUAGACAGUUUCCUUAUACCGAGUUCGAUGAUGGGUACUCUGCCAAUCAUCCUCCCUAUGGUGGAAACAAUGUGCCAAUGGAUUCCCAGGGCAGAUAUCCAAACCAUGUAAAAAACUAUUCCUCAAGGCAUCAAGAAAACAAUUAUAGUACUGGGUUUCAACGCCAGAGACGUGAGGACUAUGGAAAAGCCUACAAUCGUUAUUAGACCAUCGUAACCAGAUGGUGUAUGGGUCUGCUGAAUAUGGGUUACGACAAACGAGUCCAGAUCUCACCUCCAAAUCUCUGGUAGGUAAUCCGAAUUCUUAUUAUGUUGCACACAUAAUGUAACUUGGAGACAAUGCGCAAGCAAAGGGUUGUUCCUUGUUGGUGAGCCAGUCUAAUAUGUGGCAAUGUUGAAACUGUCCUCGUCCGUGCAAAAGAAGACCUGUAAUUGCCAGCAAUCUGUUUCUCCUUUGGUUUGUGUUUUUACAUUCUAAAAGAUUUCCUGCUUUAAGAGUAGUGAUAAACCAUUUCAUUGUACUCAUACUUCAUCCUGUAGACAGGUUAUUUUCUUUAAGAUCUGAUUAAUUGCGAAUAUCUCUUUUGCUUC